Cyclopterus lumpus (lumpfish) is the source of this 2271-nucleotide messenger RNA. RefSeq names its product cytochrome P450 4B1. Bases 280 to 1824 code for a protein of 514 amino acids. The transcript is spliced from 12 exons. The record is from RefSeq and is a predicted model, not a curated record. Gene Ontology annotation, molecular function: iron ion binding; monooxygenase activity; heme binding. Lineage: Eukaryota; Metazoa; Chordata; Actinopteri; Perciformes; Cyclopteridae.
UUCUUCUCUGUCAUCAUUAGUGGGCCAUGGAGGAGGGCGCAUAUGCUUGUAUAAAUCACGAUGCGAUACAAUUUAUGAAGAGAUUUCCACGGCUCACUGAGGUACGUGGCUGUGUCAAUUUCUCUCCGCUUGCAAGCUAGAAAAUAAAGAACACUCUUAUAUUUCUUUGUAUCAAAAAGUCUUUUAUUACAUAGGUUUGAACUUAUUGAUCAAGACUUAGACUUAAACCAACUCUUCUGCUUUGAUCGUGGUUUAAUUUCUAUAACACUUCCAACCGGAAUGGAGUCCGCUGCAGAGUUGGUGAAGUCGCAUCUGUGCUGGCCUCCGACGCUCCAUGUGCUCGCUCUGCUGGGUCUCGCCGCCGCCGGCUACGCGUUCACGGGCCUGCUGGCCCAGAGAAGAGCCGCGCUGCGAGGCGUUGAGUCUUUCCCCGGACCACCUGCACACUGGCUGUUUGGGAACGCGAAGCAGUUAAAGCAAGAUGGGAAAGCCUUCGACAGGACUUUGAAAUGGGGAGAGAGCUACCCUUAUGCUUUCCCAUUGUGGUUUGGUCCAUUUAUUUGUUUAUUCAACAUUCACCAUCCGGAUUAUGUGAAAACGCUAUUUGAAUCAACAGUGCCAAAAGAUACUUUUAUAUUUAGUUUUCUUGAGCAAUGGAUUGGUGAAGGCUUAUUGGUGUCACAAGGUCAGAAGUGGUUUAGACACAGAAGGCUCUUGACCCCAGGUUUCCAUUUUGAUGUUUUGAAACCAUACAUAAAUCUGAUGUCAGACUCUACUAAAACUAUGCUGGACAAAUUGGAAAAAUAUGCAAGCGGCAAUGAGUCCUUUGAACUGUUUGAACCUGUGAGCCUCAUGUCACUGGACACCAUCUUGAAGUGUGCCUUCAGCGACAACAGCAACUGUCAGGCCGAGAGUGGAAGAAAUACAUACAUCCAAGCAGUGUACGACCUUAGUAACCUCAUUAGCCUGCGGCUGCGGAUGUUUCCUUACCACAGUGACUUCCUUUUCUACAUCAGCCCACAUGGCUUCAGAUUUAGAAAAGCACGCAGGGUGGCUUACAGACAUACAGUGGAAGUCCUAAGAAAGAGGAAAGAAGCACUAAAAGAGGAGAAUGAGCUGGAUCGCAUCGGAGCCAAGAGAAACUUGGACUUCCUGGACAUCCUUCUGUUAGCAAGAGAUGAGAAGCAGCAGGGUCUGGCCGAUGAAGAUAUACGAGCAGAGGUGGACACCUUCAUGUUUGAGGGCCAUGACACCACGGCCAGUGGCUUGUCUUUCAUCCUCUACUCUCUGGCCUGCCACCCAGAGCACCAGAAGCUUUGCAGGGAAGAGAUCCUUCAAACUCUGGAUGGCAAGGACACCUUUGCGUGGGAGGAUCUCAGUAAAAUGCCAUACACUACAAUGUGCAUCAAAGAAUCCCUCCGCCUUUACCCUCCUGUACCAGCAACUUCCAGAGUCACCACCAAGCCCAUGACCUUUUGUGAUGGAAGGACUUUACCAAAAGGUUGUCAUUUGUUGGCAAGUGUGUUUGGGAUUCACAGGAAUGCAGCUAUCUGGGAAAACCCUCAUGUGUUUGACCCUCUGCGUUUUCUUCCGGAGAAUGUGUCCAAGAGGCCCCCUCAUGCAUUCGUGCCCUUCGGAGCAGGGCCAAGAAACUGCAUUGGUCAGAACUUUGCCAUGAAUGAGCUGAAGGUAGCAACAGCCCUGACUCUGAAGAGAUACCAGCUGAUAGAGGACCCCACUCAGAAGCCCAAGUUAAUUGGUAGAGUGGUGCUUCACUCAAUCAAUGGCAUCCACAUCAAGAUCAAACCUGUACACACAAAUUGAAGUGUAAAUGCAAUAAACCUAAAUCUUAAGACUGACAUACAAUCACUAACGGAUGAGAAUGUAGUAAAUAACUGUUACCUGAUUUAGUUGCUGAACAUAUUCGUAUUGUAGAAUAUUUUUCUCACACUGGAACAAGUGUCAAAACAUUGUUGCACUCCAUAUUUGAAAAGAAAAUGUUUUAGUAGUUUUUAAAUGCAUUAUCAACCAUAUAAUAUUUUGUAGUAGAUGCACCAGGUCACAACCCUAUGGGUUUAAGCUGACUUUUUAUUUGUUCUAGUGUUCAUAAAAAAGAUGUGUGUGAACUUUCACACUACUGAUCAAAGAAUACUCCUGAGGUAUCUGAUCAAUGAAUAAUCUUUGUUCCCAGUCUGUUUGCUUAAAAGGCCAUUGAACUACUUGCCCCUUAGAAGACCUUUCACAGAAUACAGACGCAAUUUAACAAUAUUU